Sphaeroforma arctica JP610 is the source of this 851-nucleotide messenger RNA. RefSeq lists its product as hypothetical. The transcript is spliced from 7 exons. The record is from RefSeq and is a predicted model, not a curated record. NCBI's taxonomy places the organism in Eukaryota, Ichthyosporea, Ichthyophonida. The annotation marks the transcript as partial.
UCUGUGAUGUGGCCACUCCUAUCGAAAACUGUGCCACGUGCGGCGGCGUGGGACCGACCUGUUUGACGUGCACUGAGAAUCUGCGCAUCUAUACGAACUCUGGCGGAGACGUUUCCUGCGAGUGCUCGACAGUCAUAGAGGACGAGAAUUGCUACGAUUGCACGCGCGUUGAGUACGAUCCCACUGUUUCAGUGUCACCGUCGCCGACUACGUCUCCGUCUCCGACCGUGACACUCUCUGCGCUGUGUUCGUUUGUGGAUGAACGCUGUGUGGGCUAUGAAUAUAUUGAUUUCGAGGGCACACCGGAGCUUAGUUGCACUGAGUGCGAGGUGGGCUACUCGACCACUGGCUUCAGCUGUGAAGACGGCACUCCUUCUAUUUAUGCGGACAAUUGCGCCGUCAAUGACUGUCAUACGAACGCGGCGUGCCUCAGAACAGCCGAAGGCUAUGACUGUAACCGUCAGGAACACUUUGUCGGCGAUGGAACCGAUUGUGCACCAUGUGCGGUUGGUUCUGUGUACUAUAGCGAGGGUGACCUCAAAGAGUAUACUUGCGAUGGAUAUGUUGAAGGCUUCGGAGUUUUCGGUGACGGGUCCUUUUGCCAUGAAUGCUAUGAAUUGACAGGCAAGGAGAACUGUGCCAGGUGCUCUUCGGGUGUAUACACACUUUGCAUCAGCGGAUAUGAGAUGGUAGAAGUGGAGGAGGGUUUCAUUUGCGAUUUCAACGAGUGUCUGGGCAAUAGCCCUUGUGGAGCCUACGAGAACGGCGUGGACCUUGGUAGUUGUACGAAUACCAAAGGGUCUUACAUCUGCGAUUGCGAUGACUUCUACUUCUGGAAUGACACUUUAUAA